Necator americanus (New World hookworm) is the source of this 555-nucleotide messenger RNA. RefSeq lists its product as uncharacterized. NCBI's taxonomy places the organism in Eukaryota, Metazoa, Nematoda, Chromadorea, Rhabditida, Ancylostomatidae. The transcript has a single exon. The record is from RefSeq and is a predicted model, not a curated record. Bases 1 to 555 code for a protein of 184 amino acids.
AUGAGAAAUGUGGUCCCACACGGCUUUGACUAUCUUCGUCGCUACGCUCCAACAUCAAGCUACGAAGAAGAAGAAGUCGAAGCUUUCAUAUGGACCUGGAGAAGUUCUACGAGAAGAUCAUGCCUUUUACAAGGUCAUAAUUGGCGACUUCAACGCCAAAGUUGGCCCAAGAAAACGCCGGAGGAACUUCACAUCGGAACCCACGGCCUACAAUGGAAUGACCAGGGGAGGCUUUCCGAGUUCAUCAUGACGACUAAGACCAUCCAUGGGAACUCGCAAUUCCAGAAGCCCUCCUCUCACGCUGGACGUGAGUCACCCGGUGGAGGGUACCGUAAUGAGAUAGACCACAUCAUCGUCAAUAAAGGUUCUGCCACGGAUGUCGCUGUUGUACCAAAGUUCUAUACGGGAUCGGACCAUCGCCUCCUCCGAGGAAGAUUUUCUUCACGCGAGAGCAGAGAAAGCCGCCAAGUUCAGCAAGAGAUCCCAGAACUACCAUCAACUGGGAUCUUUCGCUACGUUAGCCGGCUUUGGAAGAUUCCGCGAUGGACAACAUAG